This is a messenger RNA of Halichondria panicea, 5895 nucleotides long. RefSeq lists its product as uncharacterized. Gene Ontology annotation, cellular component: nucleus. The transcript has 11 exons. The record is from RefSeq and is a predicted model, not a curated record. Gene Ontology annotation, biological process: regulation of transcription by RNA polymerase II. Bases 395 to 5638 code for a protein of 1747 amino acids. NCBI's taxonomy places the organism in Eukaryota, Metazoa, Porifera, Demospongiae, Suberitida, Halichondriidae.
GAAUAUUUGUGAUUCUUUUGAUCUCUAGACUCUAGCCUAGCUGGACGGUUUCAAGUCUGAGUGUCGUUUCUAGUGGAAGUUAGCUUCCUUUUUGUGCUAGAGAAAGAGUUCUCGGAGUCUUUAUUGCUGCGGAAUAAGCCCAGCUACUUGUGCAAGAUACAGACUACUCUAAAUGUAUGCACUGCAGACCUGUGCAAAGUACAAGCCCUAUGAGAGAGACGGUCAGCAAUUGAGAGAAGAUAUAAGUAUCAUCAACAGAACGUAGUUGUGCAGUGACUAGUCCACCUCAGGAGGGUCAACACUCAAUUUGUUGGACUAAAGUUUACAGGUUACGGACAAAUCCACACACGUACGUACGUCAUUGCAUUUGGGGAGAUCAAACAGCAAGUGAAUAAUGUGUUUCAUAGUAUUCUCAUCUGAUGGUAUAAAGAACAGUCAAGAAGCUCAUAGAAAUAUUAUGUGCAAGACCACCCCAUGUUGCAACCAUUUAGAACAAAUAGUUUAUCAAGGGAAAUCCAAGGCUCUCCCGAACACAAAAACACAGCCAAACGUUUUCACAACUGAAAGAUGCUAUCUAAAGGAAUGUGCUGAUGUCAACAUCCCUAUCAGUGUGAUAAUUGACCAUAACACAACCACAAGCAAGUCUGUCAUUGUCCCCAACAAAUACCCACAAGGACAGAACACAGCCAAGCACCCAACAACGGCAAUGUCUUGGCUUGGUGUUAUGCCCCAGGGUAGACAGGCCAAAGGUGGAUCAAAGUCAAGCACCUCAUCAUCAUCUUCUUCACAGCGUUCUGGCGGUGGUGGUGGUGGCUCUAGUAAUCGGCAUGGCAAUACAGGAAGCUCGGGUGAUCGAGGGAGAAACAAUCGACGUAGUUUGAGCGGUAGCUCUGACAGCAGCGAGGAUGAUAAAGACGAUGAUGACAAGAGAAGACGUCCGUAUCGCCGCAAGAAUAAAGAGCCAAAGUCCAAACAAGGAUUCUCUGAUGAUGAUGACGAUGACGAAGCUACAGACAGUGCAGACGAGGGGAGGAGUCACAACACACCCAAUAACAUGGCGCUAGAUUUCAGUCCACAUUCCCGGAAAAAUGCGGCAAGUGAGGCUAAAAGAAGAGGUGAAAGCAAAGAUCGAUUCCGACCGUCGGAUCUAUCUAGUGGUGGCUUGUCGAAACCUCGCAGUAGUAGCAAUGGUUCUAGUUCCUCCACAAUUUCUGUCGAGUCUAUUAAGGAGGCGAAUCGUAUUGAGACAGGUGCUCAUGUGCCCCCCAGCCCAGUCAAUAUGGCCGUCGGAUACGGGAUACCAUCAUCGGCUGCCCCUCUGGUAUUGGAGUCAAACCAGACGACUGACAAGUCUCCCACAGAAUCAGGAAAAGAGUUGAGCACUCCUACUAUGGAUUCACCCAGACCACUGACUCUAAAGGGAGCCAACUCUCCAGGGACUCCACACCCGAUGUCACCUGAGAUACCACCCACUUUUACAGCUGAGAAAUCAGCAAGUAGUACAAAGGUGACUGCUGUACCUCUACAAGGGUCAGUAACACAGCAACCAACCUCACUUCCUACUGGGGGAGGAUUUGGCACACUACCAUUCGAGACCACGUGGGGAUGGCAACCACCCGUCUAUAGUCCAUUUGCAUUGCCUGGUAGCAGUCACCCUGGUAGUGUGGCAACCACUCCAGCGCCUACCUCGGACAGCUCGGGAGGGUUUCUCCGGCCAGGCACGACUGCCCUUCUCCAAGCUACAGUAUGCCAGGAAUCUGAAGGAGUACUGAUUGUCACAGUUCGUUGGAGAAACAGGAAUUUCUCUGGCUCAUUGAUUGAUAUUGGUCACCAUGAUUGGGCCCCACCCAAGUUGUCUUGUCCGUAUGGUGAUGUGCAAAUCAAGGACCUCUAUAAACAGAAGGACUCUGAGAAUCAAUCUGCUCAUGUCGACGUGCUCGAAGUCUCGAAAGAUACAAACACUAUACGGUCAAGAAACGAGCCAGAAAUUGUGCUAACUGACUCACCAAAACGAGGGCCUAUUCACGGGAAUAAGAGUGCUCUAAUGAACAGUACCUUCCACCCACCCCCCAUCCCCAUGGAGACUGAAUCGAUAACCGUCAUGGCCUCCUCUGACCCCUCUGAAGUGGGGCAAGCAAACUUGCGCACUCUACUAAAACCAGACACUAAGUUACCGUACUCUGAUAUCAGCGAUGGUAGUGAUACUGAGAACAACGCAACAAGGCAAGCGAAACAGAUGGCUAAAGAUUCAAAAGGGGCUUCAGAAUCUCAUCCCAUAAUGCCCAGUAUGAAUGGCUUCUAUCCGUACAAGAAUAAAACGAGUAGCAAGGGGAAAGAAUCACUUAGCAACAUAUCUGCCCGUCUCCCUUCAUUCGGUGAUGUGGGACGACCAAAAGGUUCGAAAAAGAACGAGAAAAAACCGAUUCAAACCGAUGAGUAUAUCCCCGAUUCUCAGCCCUCAAGUCCAAGAACUGGUAAACAAUCAUCGAAUCCUGCUGAUGAAGUACGCAGCAAGUUACUGAGCACAUACCCUGGCUCAAGCACGUCGGCUAUUCCAGUGAGCAUGCCCGAACAAGACCAACGACAUACUCGAGUGGGAAUGGCUAUGUACAGUAAUGCCGUGUCAAAGAUGCCUAAGGGAGGUCACGACGAAAGUUCCCAUUCUGCCCUACACACGCUCUCAGCUGUGGCUGCCUCGCUACUUCCCAAUGACAAACCGGCCAAGCAUCCAAAGAUGACAAUGCUCACGCAAGACGAUUUCAACAAACCCGAAACCCGUGUUAAGAGAUCUGUCUCGCCACGUCCCAGUUCUCUAGUCCCUAAAACUGGCAAUCGUCGAUCACCAAGUCCUGCUCGAUACUCGAAACAGAUUCUCGAGCAACAGGCAGCCACUCUUCCCUCGUUUGAUACUGCCCCCGGUAAGAGAUCCAGUGAUGGUGGUCUAGCAGCUUCGCCUCCUGUCAUUGUGAAAUCAGGCAGUAACAUUUGCGAGUGGGGGCCAGUGGAAGCAUUGCGAGAUGAAGACGGCCACGAUAGUGACAGCUCUGGCUCUGGCUCGAUCCUUCAUGCAAAACCCCAUAGGAAUAAACAUGGCGUCCAGAAUUUGCUGGGAGACAUCAAGACUGACAAGCCCUCAAGGGAGGACACUGGGAAUGCCAUACAGCCACAAACACCUGCCCUUGCUCCGAUACCGUCAGACAAGUUCAGUCUUAAGAACAUUCAGCCGAUAUCCCCCGGUGUCGAUGGUCCCCAUCCCUCUUCUGGCCAUCCCAUACACCCACACAAACCAGCUGUCAAAAAAGGGCCCCCACCAACAGACGGGCACGUCAACUCCCGUCUCAAUAUCGAAAGCAAGAAAGCCGCGAGAGAUAAUAGCAACAAUUCCAUUCAAGUUCCAACUGUUGGAGAAGUGGUAAAGAAAGUGUCUGGAAAUCAACAACAAUUUACAGUUACAAGUGGACAAGCUGUUAUUCCAAUGCCAGGCAAAGCAAAUACCAUACCAGCACAAACCUAUGUGAAACUCGAAAACCACGAGCAUGACAAGGAACAUCACAAGCAUCUAAGGCAGCAGCAAGAGAUUCACAUGUUUUCUCCGUACAAUGCUCAUCAUCAUCACCGUGGCCACCAAACACAUGAGGCUGUUAUCCAUGUACCGGACGACAGAGGUAGUCCCAGUAAAGACGAUAGCAAGCAAACACCCGAUACUCACCGAGGUAGGAAGCGAAUGGCACCAAUGCCACCAGAUAUGCCCUAUGUAGUGGCUAAAAGACACGAACGUGAUGAUGGUAGUAGAACUCAGAAUAUACCCAAGCAAUUUUCUGAAUCGAUUAAAGGGGAAAACAUGGAGAUAUCGCCGGAAUUCGAGGCCAUAUACGAUCCUAAUCUGCCAAUGAGUAUGGAAUAUCAGCUGAUUGCUUUUAAAAACCAAAAGAAGAUGCAAGACGAGCAUCAACAACAGAUUGAUUCGAAAUCCAAGAGGGAUCAAAUGUUCCACCAGAGCAUGCAGCAAGACAGGAAAAGCCCCCAUUCUCGUCGACAGAAAUCUAAUGAACACCAUAACUCUAUCUACCAUGAGGGCAAGCUAUCGAGACAAUCUAGUGGGGAGGGUGGCCAUCGUUUUUCUUUAACCAACAUUGCCUCAGGGAGUGCCCAAGGACAUGGAAAACCACAGCAACAUCAAAACGGCCCCUCUGUGAUUGCACAUUCGAUAAUUAAGUCAGAGCCGACUGAUGAGAUUCGAUACUUGAACAAAAUAGGAGAGAACGGAAAGGUUGUCACUCCAGUUGUGUGCGCAUCACCUGGUAUACAGGGACAACAAGCAGCCCCCAUGAGAAGACAGAAUGCCGUUGUAAGACGUCCUGCACCGAGGAAGACUGAAGAAUCGUCCUGGCAGCAGCAGCAACAGCAGCAGCAACAGCACGGAUUCAGACAUGUGGUAACGUCAACUGCCCACCCUCACACACCUGCUAUCAUCAACUAUGCAGCACCCGGAGGAGUAGUAUGGAACAUGGGGAACCCUCAAGUUCAAGUAGAAAGGGAAAAUCCCAAACCCAAGCACGAGGCCUCAGAGGGGCAACGAAAUAACGAAUCGAGCAAAAAAGGGGCUUCUGGACAAAGUAGUGAUUGGCCAAGAUCUAAUUCCUCGUUUACUCCUGUGACUACUCACCCUGGAAACAGACCACCCACCUCCUCGCCAUCACACCCUCACACCUCACACCCACACCAUCACCAACCCCACCGUGAGCACAUGGCGAACAAUCGCGGGGAACGAGGAGAGAGAGACCGUGAAAGAAGAGGCGAGCAAAGACACAAUUUUCCAGCGCAUCAAGAACACGAGAGAAGAGAGCCUGCUGAACGAGAUAAUUCCGCCCAUCUUCAAUCAACGCAACAUCCUCGACAAAACUCUUCGUCUUCAACUUCGAGUAAUCACUCCACCUCUCAUCCGUCCACCUCAAGUGGUGCCUCGAGAAACCAAAACAAGGAUGCCAACCAGGCAGCCAUUAUGGCCCAACAACACCAAAUGCUACAGAUGCAACAGCUAGCUGCCUUACAGCAAUUGCAACAACAGCAGCUCUCUCCUAGUGCUCUGGCAACUCUACAAAGAAAUUCUGGAGGCAUACAGAAUGCAGCCAUGGUGGAGGAGUACAUGAAACACUUGCAGCAACAGCAGCAACAACAGUACGAGAUGCUUCAAAAAGCUGCCCUUAUUCAAACACCUACAUCUAUCAAUCCUCAAGAGUUACUCCAGCUUCAGAUGCAAAUGGCGGCUCAAAUGGGGAUGGGUAUCGACCAAAACACUGCAAUGGCUCUAAUGGUUCAACAUCAAGCUGCCCAAGCACAGGCCCAACAACAAGCGCAGCAACAGGCAGUACAGGUACAUCAGCAGCAGCAGCAGCAACAACAACAGCAGCAUCAACAAGUACAAGAAGCACAGGCACAAGCUCAGGCCCAAGCUGUACAGCAAGCUUUGUUACAGGCUGCAGCUGCUCAGAACUCUGGGAUGCCAAGUUUCAUGUAUCCAGUGGCCGCUGCGGGACAGAUACCACAGUUAGGAUUCUACGACCCUAAUGCUUUUGCUGCAGCUGGAGGAAUGCAGAUCCCUUCUUUCGCUAUUCCCAAUGCCCCUAAAAGAGAGUAAAGUUUCCCCCUCCCUCCUGCCCCUGUGUACUGCCCUUCUCUCAAGAACUGCACUUGUCCAAUGGAUUCUUUCUGAUGUUCUCUAAAAUUUUCAUUCUUAUACAGAUCAGCACACCGUUUACAUGCACCCUUAGCUUGUUAUGUUCUGUGUUAUAUUAGUGCACGUAAUUAUAUAUCUCUGUGUUGUUUGUUGUGUUGUGUUGUGUUGUGUUUUUUGCUUUCUUGAAAUUCCUUACCCUUAAUAUUGUUAUAAUUCGG